This is a messenger RNA of Dissoconium aciculare CBS 342.82, 1545 nucleotides long. Its product is annotated as bifunctional 6-phosphofructo-2-kinase/fructose-2,6-bisphosphate 2-phosphatase. Gene Ontology annotation, molecular function: ATP binding; fructose-2,6-bisphosphate 2-phosphatase activity; 6-phosphofructo-2-kinase activity. Gene Ontology annotation, cellular component: cytosol. The record is from RefSeq and is a predicted model, not a curated record. NCBI's taxonomy places the organism in Eukaryota, Fungi, Ascomycota, Dothideomycetes, Mycosphaerellales, Dissoconiaceae. The transcript has 3 exons. Bases 1 to 1545 code for a protein of 514 amino acids. Gene Ontology annotation, biological process: fructose metabolic process; fructose 2,6-bisphosphate metabolic process.
AUGGACACCCUACUGACGGCAGAUGUUGCCAGCAUGUCUCCCAACUUCCGCCGGAGAUCGAGCAUCUACGUCGAUGCCAUUCAUGAUCUCCCCGCCCGAGAGUCCAUGGCACCGGCCCAGCUCUACUCCACGGAAUCCGGUCGGCUCUUUCACUCCGGCCGCAUAGUCAUCGCGACCUGCGGCUUACCAGCUCGGGGCAAGACUCACAUCAGCGUCGCGUUGGCACGAUACCUGCGCUGGUUGGGCGUCAAGACCCACAUCUUUCACCUCGGCGACUAUCGACGCAGCGUCGUCGGUCCCGGCAAAGAGGUCCCGGAGGACUAUUUCCAUGUCAACGCCCAGCCGUCUUCGGUAGUGCUUCGGAACAAGAUCCUCAAGAAGUGCCGCGAGGACAUACUUCACUUUCUGCACCACGAGAACGGACAGAUCGCCAUCUAUGACGCGGUGAACCCCCUGGCGUCGGGCCGCCGUGCCCUGGCGCAGGAGUUCGAGAAGCAGAACGUCCAGACCCUGUUCAUCGAGAGCUCCUGCACGGACGAGAAGAUCAUCGAGGAGAACGUCCGGUCCGUCAAGAUCAGCUCGCCGGACUACGUCGGCUGGGCCCCCGAGGCCGCGGUCAAGGACUACCUCGACCGCAUCAACGCGCGGAUCCCCCAGUUCGAGACGAUGGAGGAGAGCGAGCUCCACUACGUCAAGAUGAUCAACGCCGGCCAGCGGGUCGUGGUCAACAACUGCGCCUUCGGCUACCUCUCCCAGCGGAUCGUCUUCUACCUCCUCAACCUGCACAUCAAGAGCCGGCAGACGUACUUCUGCCGCGCCGGCGUGACCGCCGACGAGGACAGCUACAGGGCCGACGCGGGGCUCAGCGACGAGGGCCGCCGCUACGCCGAGCGGAUGACGGAGGCGAUCCUCGCCCACCGCGAGUCGGAGCGGAAGCAGCGCAUCGACGCCGGGGCCUCCGAGUCGACGGCGCUGAAGCCGCUGACGGUCUGGACGUCGACCCGGCGCCGCGGCGUCGAGACCGCCGACCCGCUCGACCGGGCCGGCUACCGCAUCCGGCAGCGCAGCCAGAUGAGCCAGCUCAACCCGGGCGUGUGCGAGAAGAUGAGCGAGGAGACCCUCCGACAGGUCUACCCCCAGGAAGUGGCGAAACACGAGAUCGACCCCUACCACCACCGGUACCCCCGAGCAGAGUCCUACCACGACCUGGCCGUGCGGCUGGAGCCGAUCAUCCUGGAGCUGGAGCGGGAGCAGAACGACCUGCUGAUCAUCGCGCACGAGUCGGUGCUGCGCGUGCUGUACGGGUACCUGCUCGCCUGCUCGGCCGACGAGAUCCCGACCCUGGACUUCCCCCGCGACGAGAUCAUCGAGAUCAUCCCGGCCUCGUACAACAACCGCGCCAAGCGCAUCCACAUCGACCGCGUCCCCGAGGCCAUCAUCCCCGACCGCCCGCAGCGCGCCUUCUCCGGCUUGGCCGUGGGCGAGGCCGCUCGGGCUGAUGAUGAUGAUGGGGCGGAGGCUGAUGGUGGUGGUGGUGGGGUUUGA